Oxyura jamaicensis (ruddy duck) is the source of this 697-nucleotide messenger RNA. RefSeq names its product serine/arginine-rich splicing factor 7-like. Bases 137 to 607 code for a protein of 156 amino acids. The transcript is spliced from 3 exons. The record is from RefSeq and is a predicted model, not a curated record. Gene Ontology annotation, cellular component: nuclear speck. Lineage: Eukaryota; Metazoa; Chordata; Aves; Anseriformes; Anatidae. Gene Ontology annotation, biological process: mRNA splicing, via spliceosome. Gene Ontology annotation, molecular function: RNA binding; zinc ion binding.
CCCCGCCCCGCCCCGCGUUGCCUAGCGACCAGGGCCCCGCCCCGUGCGCGCGACGGUGGCGGCGCGGCGCGCAGUCGCGGCGGCGGCGGGCUCUAUAUAAGGGGACGCGCACGGGGCCCGGCCUGCAGCGGGGAGAAUGUCGCGAUACGGCCGUUACGAGACCAAGGUGUACGUGGGGAACCUGGGCACCGGCGCCGGCAAAGGCGAGCUGGAGAGAGCCUUCAGCUACUACGGGCCGCUGAGAACCGUGUGGAUCGCCAGGAACCCGCCGGGGUUCGCCUUCGUGGAGUUCGAAGACCCGAGGGAUGCUGAGGACGCCGUGCUGGGACUGGACGGAAAGAUAAUAUGUGGCUCCAGAGUGAGAGUGGAAGUGUCGACGGGGAUGCCCCGUCGCUCUCGUUACGACAGGCCUCCUGCCCGGCGCCCCUUUGACCCUAAUGACAGAUGCUAUGAGUGUGGUGAGAAAGGCCACUAUGCUUAUGAUUGCCAUCGCUAUAGUCGCCGAAGGAGGAGCAGGUACGUGUGGGAGCGGAGCGGCUGGGUUGCUUCGCCAGUUCACUUUUGUGUAGCUCUUGUUAGCAAAGAAAAAGCCAGUUUUAACUCUUAAUGCUGUAAGUCAACAGGUGUAUUUCACUUUUUUUUUUUUUGCUAAUACAUAUCAAAUGUUACUAUCUUAAUAAUCAACCUGGUCAAAACC